Molecule: messenger RNA, 1216 nt
Organism: Lolium rigidum
Lineage: Eukaryota; Viridiplantae; Streptophyta; Magnoliopsida; Poales; Poaceae
Exons: 5
Coding region: 92-949 (285 amino acids)
Source: RefSeq, a predicted model, not a curated record
CCGCCGCGCCAGGCACCUCCACGCCGGCCGGGGCUCGCCGUUCCUCCGCCUCCAUCCGCCGCCGUAUUCACCGCAGCGGAGCUAAGUACCCAUGGCCGCUUCCGCUGUGCCUGGGUCGCCUGCGGCUGGGCCUAUGGAAAAUGAUGAAAGUAAGAAGCUGUUUCCGUUGAGCGAGCCGGCGUUAAUGACGUUUCUAAAGACAGUGGCAGAUGCAUCAGUUACAGGAGUUACACUUCUCAAUGUAUACAGUACAACAUGUGUUCUCGCGUGGGCAGAAAAUCCUGUAAACAUCGUGUUGAAGGCUGCGUUGGUCGGACUUCCACUCUCGGUUUUACCAAUUUUAUUAAUCACACGCAGCAUCCUUAAGCUGGUUGAGCAAGGUGGUUGUAGUCUGGAUAUUGGAGCUGUGCUCGUUCUAUCUCAGUUUAUCUAUAUCUACGUGCUUGGGGGAGUCGUAAUCACUCUGAUGUUUCAAGUAUCAAAAACAAUUGUGGCAUCAAUAACCGUUGUACUUAUUUGUAUCGUCAUCAAGAUGUGGGGCUGUGUCUCCAACCAUCCAAAGUGUUUGGUGGCUGUCAAUUCCAACCGUGUAGAUCUCAAGAACUGCCAAAGUAUAGUUUCAGGUCAGAGCAUCGCAAAGGUGAACAAGGCCAAGCUUGCAGAAGGGAAGCUAGAGAUGGCCCCAAAGCAUUCUAUACAGGCCAAUUCAAUCAGGAACUCCCUUAACAUAUGCUUCGGGCUGUAUUUAGUAUUCUACAUUGGCUUCAUGCUUGUGUUGGCCAUCGUUGCUGAGAAAUGGUGGCAUGCGCUACUGGGUAUCGCCAUCAUGACGCCAAUCCAUAUGUCCGGGCUGUACUUAACAUCUUAUGUGAGAGAUGGACACACUAUGGGGAUUCCAAACAGUGAUGAUGAUCUUGGUUGCAAACUACUUGCACCCGGAAACAUGUAAUCCAGUGGGCGAAUGAAUGCCAAUCUUUUGCUGGAUUCUUCUGUGGUGCUCUUUAACUCUGUGCGUAUCCUCUGCCUGCAGUAGUUUAGGGCUGUAGAACGUAUUAUGUGUGACCUUGUAAACCGGGCAUUCACCUGGUGGGCUAUUUGCAUCGUAUGUGCUGCACCGAUCCUAAAUUGACACUUGUAGCUUUCUUGAAAAUAUUCACUUGUUCUUGCUGUUGUAUUCUAGUAUCUUGUAUAUUGGCCAUAUCUUGUAUUUCCAUUA